This is a messenger RNA of Didymodactylos carnosus, 966 nucleotides long. NCBI's taxonomy places the organism in Eukaryota, Metazoa, Rotifera, Eurotatoria, Philodinida, Philodinidae. The record is from the annotation of a GenBank genome assembly.
AUGUUAUGGAAAGGACGUUUGAAUUUCAAACAAUACAUACCGUCAAAACGACAUCGUUUCGGCGUGAAAUUAUUUAUAUUAUGCGACUGUCACACUGGUUUCAUUAUGAAUUUUAUUAUCUAUACGGGGCAACAGACGGAGGUUAAAUUGGACAAAGAACUAGGAAUGUCUGGUUCAAUUGUUAUGACUCUGAUGAAUAGCUAUUUAGACAAAGGUCAUGUAGUGUUCAUCGAUAAUUGGUACACAAGUCCUAUUCUAUUCGAAAAGCUACACUAUAGGCGAACAAGUGCUUGUGGAACUGCCAGAAGCAACAGAGCUGGUCUGCCUACAUUCCCUUCGAAGUUACAAAAAGAUAAACAAACGUUUCAACAUACAAAUAUAUUACUUGCAUUGAAAUGGCGUGAUAAGCGCGAUGUUCACAUGCUGUCUACAAUCCAUGUACCAGAUAUGGUACUAACUAAUAAAAUUGACCGUGUAACGAACAAACCAAUAGCAAAACCCCUUUGCAUCAAGGACUACAACGACAAUAUGGGCUUAGUGGAUAAGUCAGAUAUGCAAAUUAGCUUUUCAGAAUGUGUUCGCAAAACGAUCAAGUGGUAUAAGAAGCUCUUUUUCCAUCUGCUCGAUUUAUCGAUGUUAAAUGCUUACAUACUAUACAAGGAAAAGAAACACGUAACUCUUGAGUUCACUGAUUUUCGUCUACAAGUAAUUCGACAGAUCAUUGACAAAUAUGGUACUCAACGGAAUUCAAGAAGAGUUCGACCAUCUGCUGACAAACCAUUGCGACUGACGGCUCGUCAUUUUCCAUCACUAACCGGCGGAGGAUCACGAAGAUGCAUUGUCUGCAGUACGACUAGCAAACGACCAAAAAAACGUUCUCGUAUCAAGUAUGAAUGCUCAGAUUGUAAUGUAGGUUUAUGUGUUGCAAAUUGUUUUCGAGAAUAUCAUACAUUGCAAGCUUAUUAA